AACUGCACUUAAAGUGCACGGAUAUAAAUAACAGAAGUUAGCCAUAUAAGCGUUAGCCAUUAGCUAGCAGUUAGUGUCUGCUAACAAUAAAGUCACCCAGCUAGCGCUAGUUAGCUUACACUGUGCAGUCCUAUUUUUCAGUGAAGGUUAACGUUUUGGACAAUUUCCAAUGUAUAUAUUGAGAAAACGCGUGGAACAAUUGAGGUGGCAGUGGAAAAAUAUUUACAACGUAACCGUGGCGUUAGUUACGAAGCAUUAGCUUGUAAAAACAGCCGAGGAUCUGUGAUGCUAACGCUGGGCAAAACAACGCAGCAAUAUCAAUGUCUUACUCUCUACAAGAUUUACUACCUUACUCGACAAAGGCGUUAUACAAUGCGUUGUUUAUUAGCAUCGGUUACACGUGAGGUCUGAGGUUUUACUUGGUAUUUAUACACUCACCGACCACUUUAGCGGGUACACCUUGUUAACACCGGUUUACACCUCCUUUUUGCCUUAAUGCUUCGCGGCAUUUAUUCAAAAAGCUGCUGGAAACGUUCUCCAUAUGUGUAGGUCCUUAUUGAUGUGAUAACAUCAGCUGCACAUCCGUGGUGCCACAUUCAAAGUCACUUAAAUCACUUUUAUUGUCCAUAAUGAUGCUUGUUGGUUUGAACUCCAGCAGGUCAUCUCGACUGUUGUCUUAAUUAUUUGCAUCUACUUGCUGCCACUGUUGUACCUAAUAAAGUGGCCAGUGAGUGUUUGUAAGCACAUUUUAAUGUAAACCGAUGUGUUACAUAAAGGUAUAAAGUCGACCAUAUUGUCUUUAGAAUAAUCUCAGAUGAUUGUUGGUGCCUGAAAAUGAAAACGUUGUUUGUUGCUUAAGCUUUCGUAAGAAAUACUUUGAAGACAUACCUGUCAGUCUGAGCUGGUGGUGUACCUAUCAAAUGUGGUGCUGAGACCAAUGUUUCACAAUCCUGGUCCUUAUGACCCACUGCCCUGCAUGUUUUAGAUGUUUCCUUGCUCCAACACACCUGAACCAAAUGAUCAGCUCAUCAACAAGCUUUGCAAAACACUGGUGACGAUGCAUUCAUUUGUGUUGUGCUGGGAAAACAUCUAAAACAUGCAGGGAAGGUAGUGGGUCCAGGGGAACAGAAAUUGAGAGCUACUGGCUUAGGCAACAGCUGCUGUGCUUGGUCAUUUGAGAUUCACACCUGUUAUAACAUUGUUUUCUGUACCUCAACCUCAGCACUUCUUCUACUGUACAGUAGAACGCAAUGGACCUUCACAAAAUCAUCCACAGUGCGAUGCACGAUUUCAUUCAUACGUACAUUCCUGAUGCAGAUCUCAGUGCACUGGAUGAUGUUCUUCUGUCAUAUAUCACUGGAGUCCUGGAGGAUCUUGGCUCCCCACAUAGUGUGGAGGAGAACUUCGAUGUGGAGGUUUUUGCAGAGAUGCUAGAAGCUUACAUACCCGGCUUUGCUGAAAUUGACAGUGUAAAAGUCUGUGAAAUGAUGUUCAGCCUGGCUUCAAAACUAGCCACUGCUCGGACCACAGGCAACGAAGACAGUGAUGUGCCUAAAUCAAGGACAGAUGAUCUUUCUAUGAAACAACUCGACACCCUGCCAAAUGAACAUCCAUCAGGAAGAGAAGCACCGCACAGAGAAUCACAGACAGAGGGUGCCACUGCUAAACUUCCAGAGUCUGAAUGGGAAGCCCAGGAGCAACACCUGCUGGAGAUGUUUCCCAAGUGUAGUCUGUCUGAGGCUCGUAGUGCCCUGUCUAUUGCCAAAGGAGACAUGGAGGAAGCUGUGCGCCUUAUCAUAGAGGGUGAUAUCCAACUCAGCUCCACUUCUGCUAACGUUAAUCAUGGGAAAAGUAUUUCCUCGCAGGCAGACCAGAAACUUAAAGAAAGCAUCCUUGAGAAGUACAUGCUUGUGGACAGUGAAGAGGACAAAAUAACACACCGGCCUGUCGCCCCCAAAGAUGCUCCAAAGAAGCUAGUGCGCUACCAUGGCAGCCAGGUCGUAACCACAAAAGGCGAGAGAUACCAACUUGUGAAGACAAACGAGACGGAGGACAUGAAGAAAACAUACGUCAACCUCAAGCCUGCAAGAAAGUACAGAUUCCAUUGAUGACGAGCACAGCACUGUAAGCGCAGCUACUGACAAUAUUGUUUACAUUAUUGGUCAAAUAAGCAAAUUUUAGCCUGAAUUUGUUUGUUUUUUUCUUUUCCCAAGUCACGAAACAUAUUUAUUAGACAAUGUUUGUGGCUUAUUUUAAAAAACCUACCAUUUUAUGCCUUGGUUAAAUCAUGAUAUUACAGUGUUCCAGUUGUAUCACUGUUCAUUAACUUAAAACUUUGUGUGAUAUAUGGCUGGGAUGUCGUCACAUGUGGUCUAGUUUGUCCCACGGCCUAAUUUAUCACUGUUUUGUCAUUUCAGCAGGUCUGAUGUUGCACUGACAUCUUUUUUGACUGUGUAAAAUUCAAAUUUGUAAUAGUUUUUUGCUUUCUUUUUGUAUUGUAUUGUAUUUUAACUGGGUAGAACAUGUGUAGGUUCAUAACUAUGGCACAAAGUUAUAGAGAUGAAUCUACUUUACUUUCUGUACAUACGUAUGAGUGAAGCUGUAAAAUUCCUUCUGAACAUUACAUGUCACACCAUUUUUACCAAAAGGUCCAGUGUGUAACGUUUAGGAGGCUUUAUAGCAAAUAUUGUAUAUUCUAGCCAUAUGUAUGUUUAUAUAUAGGUGUAUAAUCACUUUUAAAUAAAAAAACAAUUUGGUUUUUCCAAAGCCUUAGAACAUGUACUUGAGGUCAGGCCUUGUAAUCAUAUUUCUGCAGCAGCUGAAACUGACGAGUCAGCCACAGUGUGAUUUGCCAACUAAGAAAAAGGCAACAAGAGUAAAAAAAAGAGUGGAGAAAGUUAUGAAAGAGUGAUUUCAUCCUUUCUAGAAUGCAGGGGCCACCAUAGUUCCCUGAUGCACUUGGGAAAGGGACAGUACACUGACUGUGUGCUGAACAAAUCUUUUUCCUCUCUGCCAAUGUUCCAGAUAAAUCCACAUUGGAUAGUGAACUUGGUCCGUUGCAGCUGAGGCACAAGAGUUUAACAACGUAAGUGUAUGGGAUAAUAUGCAAAGUUAAAAACAUUUACAUUUAAAAAAAACUGAAGAGAAUUAAGCUAAAUAUGUCCCAAUGUGAAAUGACCGGAUACUAGAGCUAAACAGUUAUUUUCAAAGUGAAAUUGCAAUUUAUAUGAAUGGAAUUCACACAUAUUAAAGUUAUUUGCCCUGUAUUAGAAUGUAUUUCACGUUGUAAAUGUAUUAUAUGAAAAUGUUAAAGCUUUACUUUAAAAAUUGCAAUUCAAAUGACGACAGCAAUAUCUCUCAGAAAAACCCGAUAUUUAGUUUAGUCCUGAGCAGCUUGAGAAUAGCUUAAUGUUAGUGGGUGACACCAGUGAAUUGUUAUUAAACAAAAGGUGCUCCAACUUUCAUGGAACUCCACAACAAUGGGAAACACUACCACUAUCAAGGAUGGCAUCAUUUUCUAGGACAGCAUAUCUAAUUCUCAAGGGAUGCACAAACUCAACAUGUUAAAUUUCAAGUGCUACUGGUUGAUGUUGAUGUGUUUUUAAAUUUCCUUUGUUUUUAUUAUCGACAUUUAGAUUUGCAACAUCUCAUAUACAUUGCUGAAAUAGUCCACCAGCUCCCUUCAUCUCAUUUGUGUUGAGUUUUGCUCAUUUUUGUGACUGACUUGUUUUUUUAUUAUUGUUGUUAAUAUCAUGGUUGGCUCCUUUAUCUUUCCACCAACAUAUACAACUUAUCUAUUUUGAGCAACUGUAAGCUGUCGUUUUUGAUUGGUGGCAUAAUAUACUUUUCCUGAGUGUAGAUUUAACACAAAUGCUUCAAAGACGUGUUGUUGUUAUUGACGCUCGUCAUUAUCAGCAGCAAUGUUGUUUUUAUUUACUGUACGAUGGUAUUACUGUAGAGCAUGGAACGGAUUCACCGAAUCCAAAGAGAAACUGUACACGCACAAUUUAUAGUAAAUAAAUACAAAUUUUUUUUAGACGACCAUUAAAA
Solea senegalensis (Senegalese sole) is the source of this 4050-nucleotide messenger RNA. It is a transcript of the gene cuedc2, whose product is annotated as CUE domain containing 2. Lineage: Eukaryota; Metazoa; Chordata; Actinopteri; Pleuronectiformes; Soleidae. The record is from RefSeq and is a predicted model, not a curated record. Bases 1251 to 2108 code for a protein of 285 amino acids. The transcript has 8 exons.